GCGCUCAGGUGAGUGGGUACUUCGUAGGGGCGCACCCAACCUUCUUCCGCUUAUUUUCCUUCCCUCUUACCUACUUCCAUUCCUGUCCUGUGGGGAUGCUCGCUUCUGGGGGCGCUCGGGGUUUGAGUGUGGUCCCAGAAACAAGCCAGGUACAUUCAUUAGGAGACGAUCCCACAUCGAUUGGCUAUUCUCCGAGAAUUUCUCGAAGACUAGACUGAGGCUUGGGAAAGGUUCUGGGAACGCCGAGGAAGAAAUCCAAAGUCCCAUUCAGCAAGGGUUUGGGGCCCUUUUUUGUAUCAUGGAACCACUGGAUAAAGCCAGUGAUUCUCUUCUCGGAAUAAUGCAUAAAAUAGAUUACAACGGAAGCGAAAUAUAUUAUUGAUUCUACCAUGAAGUAAUCUUGAAAGGCAGAGUAUUCUAUAGUGUCUGCUUCCAAGUCAAUACAUAGAUUUAACUCCUACUUCAGAUACUCAUUAUUCGAAGAACUUGGGGCAAGUUAUUUAAGAUCAAUGCCUCAAUUUCUUUUUAUUUAAUAUGAAUUAGAAACCUUUAAAGUCCUUUGGAGUUUAAAAAUCAGUAAUCUUGUUAUUAAGUGUCAGACCAGUCAUUGCCAUUUAAGAAUAUGUUUACAAUCAUCUACAAUAAAUAGCCGAUUAGGGCUAAAAGGACCAUCGAGGUUUCUGUCUUAGAGGGAAAAAGUUUGCAGUUGAAACCGUUUGAUUUAUGAAUCUUGGUCUUUAACCAUUAAUGGUAAAGGUUUCUUUACAUAGAUCUGUUGAAAACUACUGAAGAAAAUGACACACUGGUUUCAUCGGAACCCAUUAAAAGCCACUGCACCUGUUUCCUUUAAUUAUUAUGGUGUAGCCACAACACCUGCAGCUUCAAAAAUUUGCAAUGAUUUAAGAUCGUCAAGGACACAACUGCUUGAGCUGUUCACUGAUUUGACCUGUAACCCAGAAGUAAUGAAGAAUGCAACAGAUUCCUACUUUUCACUUUUGCAAGGGUUCAUAAAUUCACUGGAUAAUUCUACCCAAGAAAGCAAAUUGAGAUAUAUUCAAAACUUUAAGUGGACUGAUACAUUACAGGGACAUGUUCCAAGUGCCCAGCAAGAUGCUGUAUUUGAAUUGAUUUCCAUGGCAUUUAAUGUAGCUUUAUGGUAUUCCAAAUAUGCAUCAAGGUUGGCUGGAAAAGAAAACAUAACAGAAGAUGAAGCAAAAGAAGUUCAUAGAAGCCUAAAAAUUGCAGCUGGAAUUUUCAAACAUCUGAAGGAAAACCAUAUUCCCAAACUUAUCACACCUGCAGAAAAAGGCAGGGAUUUGGAAGUUCGACUCAUAGAUUCCUACAUUAUUCAAUGUCAAGCUGAAGCUCAAGAAGUUACAAUUGCUCGAGCAAUUGAACUCAAACAUAAUCCUGGUCUUAUUGCGGCAUUGGCAUAUGAAACAGCCAAUUUCUAUCAAAGAGCUGAUCACAGUUUAUCCAGUUUGGAGCCUACCUAUACUGUUAAAUGGAGAAAAUACCUUCACUUGAAAAUGUGUUUUUACACAGCUUAUGCAUAUUGCUAUCAUGGUCAGACUUUGCUGGCAAGUGAUAAAUGUGGUGAAGCAAUCAGAUCUCUCCAAGAAUCAGAAAAAUUUUAUGCCAAGGCCGAAGCAUUAUGCAAAGAGUAUGGAGAAACUAAAGGGCCUGGAACAACAGCCAAACCUUCAGGGCAUCUGUUCUUUAGGAAGCUUGGAAGUCUUGUGAAAAAUACUUUAGAGAAAUGUCAAAGAGAAAAUGGAUUCAUCUAUUUCCAAAAAGUUCCAACAGAAGCACCGCAACUGGAACUCAAAGCAAACUAUGGUCUUGUAGAGCCUGUACCUUUUGAAUUUCCUCCUGUUAAUGCACACUGGACCCCAGAAAUACUAGCUGCAUUUGAUCUCACCAAGAGGCCAAAGGAUGAUAGUGCCAAACCCAAACCAGAGGAAGAAUUGAAACCAAUCAAAGAACCAGAUAUAAAACCCCAAAAGGAUAGUGGCUGCCAUAUUUCCUAGAAGACCACAGAAACAUUGAACUCUCAUCUUAAAUGUAUUGGAAACUUUGGGACUAUAGAUUCUUUUUUGUGAUUCCUCCAGAGCCUAAAGAAUAAUCUGCUUCUUUUCCUGGGCCUUCACUAUGUCAGUGCUCACUUUUUAAUAGGGUGGGGUGUUUUUUAAUGCUUUAUUUCUUUGUUUCCAUUUUAGUCAGGUCACCAGAAUAGCUUCCAUAGGCCUUACUGUGUCUUGAAGAUAUAGAAAGUUUUUUUUUAAACUCUAGAGUAGUAAUACGUGUCAGGUUAAUAUAUUAAAUUAUAACAAAGAAUCAUGGUUCUCCUUGUCACAAAAAAGUUUGUUUUCAUUUCUUAUCUAUCAUUGAAAUCAGAGGAAAGGUACAGAUAAAAGUCAACAAAGAAUGAACAGUUCUUACUUCCUCAUGGUUAUAUUGCAUCAUGGCACAAACCUGUAACACUCCCAAGCCAUUAUUUCUUAUGUAAAGCAACUUACUUAUAAUAGAAUGAAUCUGAAAAUCAGUAGGAACUAGGCUAUGUAUAUGUUUGCUUAAAAUUAAUAUUUUUGAACCAGAAUUGUAAUGUACAUGUUGAGAACUAUGAAUUUUAUUUCUGGUUACCUAAAUGUAGGUUUUAUUUCUUUCUCCAGAUAAAUAUUUAUUUUAAAUCCCUUCUUAGAGAGCUUAUAUGACUUAAGUGACAGAUUUUUGUAUAAUAUACCUUAGUAUGUCUGUAUGGAAGAGAUAAGAAGAAAUUGUUCCUUGGAAAUCAUGCAUCAUACAAAAAUGCAGAAAAUUUUUAAAGGAAAAAUUACUUGUUUGAAAAUACACUGGUUACUCUCUAUUUCUCUUUCAAAGAAGUGCAAAUCAGUGUUUUGUUUUUGGUUUCUGACUUCAACAUAUUCUCUUUUCAUAAACUUUCAAGUAAUAGUUUAUAUCUUGCCCGAAUAGAAGAAUGAAAAAAACAUGUAUUAAAUAUUUAUUACUUGUUGAGUACUGUGCUAAGUACUGUGCUAAGUACUGAAGAUACAAGUUUAAAAAAAGAGGACAGUCCCUACUCGAGGAAUUCACACUCAUUGGGAAAAGACAGCACAUAAAAGGAAGUUCAGCUGCAGGGCAGAAGAAGAAAAAGGCUUGGAAGUUCUGAGGGCACCACAGCAGAGUGGCUACCCCGGGGUCUGUUGGGCAUAUUGGAAAGGCUCAUGUUUGGACUUGUUAGACAUUACUUUUGCUUUUGGCCAGAGGAUGUGUAGGAUUAAGAGCAAGGAGUUAAAUAAAGGUGAUUGCAUAAAGUUAGAGUUCAAAACAGAGCAAAGUUAGUAUAUCUAGGCACAAGUGGGAUUAUGUUAGAUAUAUUUUAACAAAUUGUCAGUUGUUGAAAUUUAGACUAGAAGACCUUAGAAAUGGGUUAUUUAGUCUAAUUUCUUCCUUUUAAGCAUUUGAUUAUUUUGCAGUUUUAACACUUUUAUUAAUAGUGCAUCCCUGAAUAGAUUUACAGAGACUAUUUUGGUUUUGAACUAUUUGUGGGUGAAGUUACUACAGGUUUAACAUAACCAUACUUAUCAAACAUUAAUCAUGCAUAUAUCACUGAAUGUGAUAGAUAAACCUAACACUAACAUUUACUGUGCUCCACACGGAAGUUUUCCAUUCACUUUAGUGCAUUUCAUUCUAGUUUUUUUUUUUUUCAGUUUUCAUAUUAAACUUUUUAUGAUAGCCUCCUCCUAUAUCUAAAAUAGCAUCCAGUGUGUGUUGCUUUUUUAUAAGAUACUGUAAAUACCAAGAUUAAUGAUCCAUAUCUUUGAAAAGAGUAGGAAAUGAAUAUCCUGUUUGAAAUUGACAUUUAUCUAGAAUCUUCUCAUAAAUUUAACAUCAUGCUUGGAGAUUAAAAAAAAAUAAAAGGUAUAGAGGUUGCAUGAAGGUUAGGCAUAUAUGUUGUUCGUAUUAGCUGUUCUACAUAAUCAUUGUUUGAUGUAAGCCAAUUCUGGUCAUCUAUUACUGUCUUAUGCUGAAAGCAUUGAUUUUAUAGGCAAUUCCUAUCCUGCCCUCCUUUUUCAAGAAGAUAAUUUUACAAAUUGAGCUCUUUAGGAUUUUGAUUUCUGUUUUCCAUGGAUAUUUAUGCUUGUGAUAAAUUAAUAGGAUACCUAAUGUGCAACAAGAUUAUUUUUCACAGUGAAGAAGGUAUAUGUAUAUAUGUGUGUGUAUAUAUAUAUCUAUAUACACACACAUUGUAUUGGUUUAAUGUUCUUUGAUUUUAUGCACUAUUCUGUUUUAAUCACAUACAUCUAUAUACACUCCAAUAUGAUGAGUUUUCAUCUGAAUUUGGCCUGGGUCUAUAGCUGAUAUUAAUAUGUAGUAUAUUUAAUAUAUUGCAGUAUUUGAAGCAUAUGGUAAGAAAACUUACCGUUACCUCUCUACAAUAUUGUGCAGCAAACUUUACACCGUAUAAACUUAAUAUUGCAUUUCUAGUGUUAUAUAUUUAUAAUCUUUUUCCUUUUAUUGUACUGAUACAUUAGAAUACAAUUAGUAUUCAGAUUAAAAUAUCUUUAGUGUAUAUUUUGCUCUCUUCAUAAAAUAAAUUUAUAGUGCCACCUUGGAUGAUCUUAA
This is a messenger RNA of Monodelphis domestica (gray short-tailed opossum), 4626 nucleotides long. It is a transcript of the gene BROX, whose product is annotated as BRO1 domain and CAAX motif containing. Lineage: Eukaryota; Metazoa; Chordata; Mammalia; Didelphimorphia; Didelphidae. The record is from RefSeq and is a predicted model, not a curated record.